Messenger RNA from Esox lucius (northern pike), 2305 nucleotides. It is a transcript of the gene ppme1, whose product is annotated as protein phosphatase methylesterase 1. NCBI's taxonomy places the organism in Eukaryota, Metazoa, Chordata, Actinopteri, Esociformes, Esocidae. The transcript is spliced from 14 exons. The record is from RefSeq and is a predicted model, not a curated record. Gene Ontology annotation, molecular function: protein methylesterase activity. Bases 161 to 1294 code for a protein of 377 amino acids. Gene Ontology annotation, biological process: protein demethylation.
AGAGUGCAAUGUGGCAAGUGGGUUGUGUAGUGAGAGAUCUGAAUAUGCAGUUUUCAAUUUAUAGCUGCGAAAUAGGUACCCGUUGGUGAAAGACCGUAUGAUCCGAAAGAGGGGAAAGUCUGGUAGUUGACUGAACGGCAUUGGCCUGGCGUUCGGCUGCAUGGAGAAACAGUUGCAUCUGAAUUUGUUAGCCUCCAGACCUCCCGUGCCAGGAGGCGGAGGCUUGCAGUCGGGGUCUAAAAUGAGGAUGGGACCUGGACGGAAGAGAGACUUCUCCCCUCUGUCCUGGAGUCAAUACUAUGAAACAAUGGAAGAUGUAGAAGUGGAAAACGAUAAUGGCAAAGAUACAUUCAGAAUCUACAGCAGUGGCCAGCAUGGUCCAGUGUUGCUCCUGCUCCAUGGAGGGGGCCACUCUGCUCUCUCCUGGGCUGUGUUUACUGCGGUAAUCUACAGCAGAAUUCACUGUAGGGUCGUGGCUAUGGACCUCAGGGCCCAUGGUGACACCAAAGUAAAGAAUUCAGAGGAUCUCUCAGCAGAAACAAUGGCCAAGGACAUUGGCAAAGUGGUUGAAGCACUCUAUGGUGAAAACCCACCUCCAAUCAUGAUGAUAGGUCACAGCAUGGGUGGAGCUAUCGCAGUUCACACUGCAGCAGCCAACCAUGUGCCUUCAUUACUUGGCCUCUGUGUCAUUGAUGUUGUAGAAGGCACCGCAAUGGAUGCCUUGAACAGUAUGCAGAAUUUCCUCAGGAGUCGACCCAAGACCUUUAAGUCUGUGGAGAAUGCAAUUGAGUGGAGUGUGAAGAGUGGACAGAUUCGAAACAUAGAGUCUGCCCGGGUUUCCAUGGGAGGCCAAGUCAAAAAAUUUGAGGAACCCCUCAACAGUUCAAGUAUCUCUAAGAGCAUUGGUGAAGGCAUCAUUGAAGAGGAGGAGGAAGAUGAGGAAGGAGAAUCCAACCACAAAAGAAAGAAGGAAGAUGACCAAGAGGUGAAGGAGAGCGUCUAUACCUGGCAGGUUGAUCUGUCAAAGACCGAGAAGUACUGGGAGGGCUGGUUCAGUGGCCUGUCUUCUCUCUUCCUAUCCUGCCCUGUGCCAAAGCUACUCCUGCUUGCAGGCGUGGACAGGCUUGACAAAGAUCUCACAAUUGGACAGAUGCAAGGGAAGUUCCAGAUGCAGGUGCUCCCUCAGUGUGGCCAUGCAGUCCAUGAGGAUGCGCCUGAAAAAGUAGCAGAUGCUCUGGCCUCAUUCAUGGUCCGUCAUAAAUUCACUGACUUCAAGGAGGGUUACCUUUGCUAACGGGAAUAGGAUCCAAACAGCGCUCUUGGUGGAGUGCCCUGGAGAAUCAUGUACACAAUCUCCUGCUAAUUAUUCCCAACUGGGAGAAAAUAGAUCAAUAAUCAUGAAAAAAAACAUGAGUACUAUACAACUGCAAAAACGUCAUCACUUCGGUUUCCUAAUUUUAAAUAAGCUUUUGUACUGAAUUAUUAUUAUUUGUAAUAUUACUUUGAGACAUGUACAUUUAGAUCUUUUGGCACUAAUUCCUUUGCCUUCUGUUUUUCAGGCCAUCCUACAUCCAUUUUUUUCUUGUGAUUCUUAUAGUUUUUAUUCUUUUCAUUUUUGAGCGACUGCGUUAACUUGUGCUGUGUUUAACAUUAGCUUGGUUUCCAUCCAGUUGGUGACAAGUUUUCAUGCAAGUGUUCUAUCCAUGUUUGCAUAUUUUCUUGCAAGUAGUUGUUUCCACCUGAAUUUUGCAAAUUAAAGUGAUGACAUGCACAAACGUUUCAUUUUCACUUAAGCUUUCAAGUACAGAAUAAAAAUCAAAAGUCUGUUUUUCUAUUGUAUUUCCAGCUCUACCAAUAGUUGUCACAGAAAAUUUUAAAUGAUAGAUAUGGCUACUCAGAUCUUGGCAUGUGUACUAGCCAACAUCAGACAUAAAGAGGAUAUUUAUUUAUCAUUGUCAAAAGGCAGCCACACAUCAAUAUUUGUGUCACCAGAAUAGGUUAGGAAGGAACAUCAAGCCCCAUGAACUUUCAUUAUUCUGUAGCUUAACAAGCGGCAUGCUGUUUUACAUUUCAUAUUGUUAUAUGGUCAAUAUUUGUGCAUAAAUGCAUUUCCAAUGCCAUUUCUUGCAUAUAUUAUUUUAAAGACACAAAACUAUCCUAAAAUGUCGAUGAAAUUGUCUCGACAUAUUUUACAGAAAAAAUCCUGUUUAUCUGUUGUGAUGUUUUUCAUUUUCUUGUGUAUGAACUGUGGAUGGAAAUGUGGUUAUUGUUGGAUUUGAAGGAUUAUGAUUAAAAAUUUAAAAGA